Molecule: messenger RNA, 5438 nt
Organism: Danio rerio (zebrafish)
Lineage: Eukaryota; Metazoa; Chordata; Actinopteri; Cypriniformes; Danionidae
Source: RefSeq, a predicted model, not a curated record
UUUGUGCGCCUUGCCUUCAUUAUCUUUCAAAUACACACUCUUCUUUAACAUGACUCUGACCACAAAACCAUUAUCCAAGCUAUACUGUGGCUAAUGCAAACAUUAGGAUAUCCUUUGCAUGCACAGCUCAGGGGUUCCUAGUGAAAUCACUAAUAGAUUUGUUGAGAGAAGCGAACAACUGUUGAUGUAGUGAGAAGAGAGGAAGCUGAGCAGGAGGGGCUUCAGUCAGUAAAUGUAGCUGUACUGUAUGUCACUCAGCUAAAUCACACCUUUGGAGUUUACAGCAGUGGAGCGCCAGUGUUUCUGCAGAUGCUUGCAUUUCAGAUUUCUGCUGUUCAUUUUAUAGUGUGGACUCUAAAGUGAGCAAAUGCAUUUUAGUUGGUUUUGAGGACUUGAUGCCCGGAAGUACAUAUUAGAAGUGGAAAAGAUAUGCAGACGUGACAGAUGUCUCACCAUCAGCAGCACCGGACACUGGAGAGAGGGAGGAGGAGCACACAAGAGGACAAACUGUCUUUGAGGAAAGAGAGCGAACAAACAGGUGCUGGCUGUAGUCUCUCGGUGAGAAGAAAGCUGUAUGAGUAUAUCUGCAAUAAGCAGCACAGGACAUCUGCAGGUCAGGACAUACAGCAGCGUGAAUUAGACCGACAGGAAGAGGACAAUCCACUAAGAAGAACAGCCUCUGAGCCUAUUCUGAAGCUGCGAUCAAAGAGAAGUAUGACGGGGAGACAGAAUCCAUUGCAGCGUAAAACCAGCGCGCCCCCUGCUGUCGGGGAUCCAGACUCCAUGGCGGUUUCUGCCAGUUCUGCUACAGUUUCAUCACUAGAUAAUCAAAUGAAUCGUCAAGAGCUGAUUCAAACCACAACCUACAGUGCAUCAUCAGGCAAGGAAGACUCUCCUUUACAAAUCAGCAUUCAGCACCCCGUCCUCUGGCCUGCAUAUGCUGCCACUGCUUACAAUCCUCAGGUCUUCACUCUUUAUCCACAUAUUUUUACAGUUACUGGGCAGCAGUGGCCGCCGAUGCCUCAUAGACCUUUAAUCAAAUCCCAGUCAGCACCUUCUUAUAUACAGCAAUACACACAUAUACACACUCCGGCUUAUACACUGGUACAACCCAUGUACCAACAACAGUGGCCACAAGAGACAUUCCAGCAACACACCCUUCCAGAAAAGGUUUCAGUUGGCCCAGCAUGGCCUGAGUCUCCUGGAGAUCUGGGAAGGUUCAGAAAGAGAACAAGUGAGGAAGUACGCAUUUCAUCUCAAUCCCCGCUUGAAAGCUGUAAUCGACAGGGAGUUCAGCUGAAAGAAAACUUGGAAUGGAGACACAAAAUAUUUCACCAGCAGGUUUCACGUGUGCAUUCCUUUCCAGACACCUUUGACACACGUCUGUCUUCACAUUCAGCCUCAGCUCUGGACAUGAGAAAACCAAACUUCACCACAGGCUUGGUGUAUGAGAUGAUGAAGCAUAGGUGUGACUGUAGAGACAGCAGCUGUGGUCUUCAUGAAGCUGACCGAGUUACAAGUAUCUGGUCAAGACUGCAGGAGUGUGGCCUGAGGAGUCAGUGUAAGCUGCUUAAAGGCAGGUCAGCCACUGUCGAGGAGCUACUCUCAGUCCAUUCAGAGGAACUUGUUUGUUUUUUCACUGGACCAGAACCAUAUCGAAGUCAAAUGGACAUUGGUACGAUGUGGAAAAAUCCCAGAAAUUCAGAGGCACUGAAGAUGGCUGUUGGUAGCGUGACAGAGCUAGCGCUGUGUGUGGCCAGAGGAGACCUGAGGAAUGGCUUUGCUGUAGUCACACCUCCUGGACAUCAUGCAUCACGUUCUCAAACACUUGACUCCAUUGUUUUUAAUUCUGUGGCCAUUGCAGCUAAACAGCUUCAAGAACAAUUAAAGGUUAAAAAGAUCCUUAUUGUAGAUUGGGAUGUUCAUCAUGGCAGUGGAACUGAGUCGAUAUUCUACACAGAUCCCAGUGUCCUCUAUAUUUCUCUGCAUCGCUAUGAUGAUGGCGCAUUUUUCAAUGGUACUGGAGAUCCCAGCAGGGUAGGAUGUGAUGUUGGAAGAGGUUAUAAUGUAAAUGUGGCCUGGUCGGGAGGACUGAGACCUCCAAUGGGAGAUGCUGAAUACCUCGCUGCAUUCAGAACGGUAGUCAUGCCAAUUGCUCAUGAGUUUUCCCCAAAUGUGGUCCUGGUUUCAGCUGGUUUUGAUGCUGCCGAGGGGCAUCCAGCUGCUCUGGGAGGAUACAGAGUCUCCCCUAAAUGUUUUGGAUGGCUGACGCAGAAGUUAAUGGAGCUUGCUGAAGGACGAGUAGUGCUGGUGUUAGAGGGAGGUUAUGAGCUUGUCUCCCUUUGCGAUGCGUCCCAAGCUUGUGUCAGUGCUCUUCUAGGAAAUGAGCCUGAGCCUUUAUCUGAGGUGGAGUUACUGAGAAGUCCCUGUGCUAAUGCAGUCUGUUCUCUGGAGAAAGUGCUGCAUGUUCAGAGUUUGCACUGGCGUUCAGUGCGGUCCAUGCUGAAUACUGUGUCUCUGUCCUAUGUUAAAGCAGAGAGGAGAGUCUCGGCAGGCAGUGAAGCUGCUUUAGUGCUGAGUGGCCUCAAUAUGACUGUUCCACACAGAAGACAAUUGCCCAAUGAGCCAGUGGAGGACGAUGAAACCCAUUCGACAGUUUCCUUUACUAGAAGAACCUUUUCCUUUCAAAGCAGAAGCUGAUCAAUAAUCUGCUGUAAGCUGAAGGAAAUGCAGGACACAAUCCAAAAAAAGAGCACUUCUCUAAUCACACGAAUGCUUCACUCAAAUGCUGAGUCAUUUCUGAGGUUUUUUUUUUUUUACUUAACAUUAGCUUGCACAUGACAGACAAAUCAAACUAGCAUAGUACAAACAGGAAAUGAACAUGUAUGAGAAAUGAGUUUUAAAGGUUCUUGUUCAGGAUAUUUGACUGUUUAGUGGAACAAAUUUGGUAGACACUGCUUUUUAAAGGUUUGGUUCAGUCCUUUAUUUUGUUUGUUGAAAAAACAACAACAAGAAAAACGUAAAAUGUGAAAUCUUUGCUGGUUUUUAAGCUGUCUGUUAACUAAAUAAUCUGGCAGAUAUGCAGCAUAGUUUUCAGAAAACAUUCACAGUAAUUCACGUUUCUUAAGUAUCAAAUCAUAUUUCUAAACGAUCAGGUGACGCUGAACACUGGAAUAAUAACCAUGAAAGAACAUGGGAAUAAAUUAAAUUGUAAUUACAUAAUAUAUUUUUUCAAAUACAUUUUCUAUUUUUUUAGAAUAUAUUAAUAUUCAAUUCAUCAUUAUUUCUCUAGCGCUUUUACAAUGUAGAUUGUGUCAAGGCAGCUUAACAUAAAAAGUUGUAGUAAACAGAAUCUGUGUCAGUCUAGUUUUCAGAGUUGAAGUUCAGUUUAGUUAAGUGUUUUAGUUUUCACUGCUGAAAGUCCAAACACUGAGGAGGAAAACCAUUGAUGCACAGCUCCACAAGUCCCGAACCAAGCAAGCCAGUGGUAACAGUGGCGAGAAACAAAACCACCAAUUGACAAAAGUGAAGGAAAAAACCUUUAGAGAAACCACAUUCAGUUGGGGACAAUUAUUUCUCCUCUGGCCAAUCCUCUUGUGCAGAACUGCAGUCUAGUUUAUUACUAACAAAUUUAUUAUUAACAUCAUAAAUGAUGUUAAUGUUUUUACUGUUGAAUAGAUUUGCACCCCAACUGUUUAAAUAGCAGAGUAAGCUUUUCCUCAUAAACUCAAAAACACCUACAGUUAUCAGCAUCUGUCUAGGAAAUGACCAAUAGUCUUCUGCCAUUUUAAAAUUCCAUUUGAAACUAUGAAAACAUCUGAAAUUGCACUUUAUUUGAUCACUUUUAAAAGAAAAACAUACUGAGACAUUUUACUCUUAAUACAGGAUAAUUAUCCCCUUUAAUGAAUAUGUAAGGCAGCUAUACUAGAAUGUGAGCUAUUUAUAGAGCAAGCAUUAAAAAUGAGAUUUGCUGUCCGCUUGCAAAGCUAGCCGAUUCUGCAUUUCUGAGAAUGCUGUCUUUUUUUUAUUACCAAAUUGCUGUAACAUUACACAAAGCUUUUUGUCUGAUUUUGUUUUGUUUUUUAAAUAAAAAUAAAGCUGUAUUUUAACCAAGCUGCAUAAUUUCACUCUCUCUUGUGAAGCCAACAUGGAAGUAACUGAAACUGCAAUUCAUCAAAACUCCGCUAGUCCUGGCUCCAUAAUGGAGCAAAUUUCUAUUGAUCCUAAAUGUUAAAAUGGGCAACUUUACAGCAGAAGAAAAGAUGUUUACAGCCUGGUACAAAAAACAACAACCCGAUUUUGUGCAUAAAGCUAAUAUUACACUUCAUGACAACUGUGAGGGGGGUAAAUUCUUUUAUAACUCAUCCGUUUCGUUUAUAUUAAGUUUGCAUAAUUAAGGGCAAGGUCACUUGAGUGACAGCUAAGUCUCGCUGGUUGCCUUCACGUCACCUCAGCCGCUGAACUCGACAUAUACAUCAUAUUCUUGUGCUGUUGUAUGUGGCUUUACACAAUCAAUUGCCUUUUGGAAUUAUUUCUUACAAUUAUUAGAAAACAAGGCAUGCUGUGUGCACUUCAUUGUGUUCACAAACCAUUCAAUUAGCUUCCAUUUCGCAUGUGAAUGAAAUUAUAUACCAUAUCUAUAAAUGUAUUUGUUUUAUUUAAGAUGGUUUAUGAUUUGUAUUUUUCUUUUGACCAGUAAUGCAUUCCAGAAUCUGACAGAUUGAUUAGCUGUAGGCCAGGCCCGGAUAGGCCAAUCGGAAGGACCGGGAGAGUUUCCCUGUGGGCUGGUCCGUUUUUUAACCGCGAGGGCCGGUGUUUCUAGCUGCUUGCACUCUCAGCAGUCGCACUUUUUUUUCCAUUUAUUUAUUUCUCUGACCAUAGCCUCACUCUUUUUAUUCAUUAUUUUGCCGCAGCUCCGCUCUUCUUAUUUAUUGUCUCACAGCCCCAUAAGCAAAAUGCAGCCUGCAUGGUGAUGAUGAUGUAAUUAUUAUUCCGGCCACACAACUGUAACAGCGUCAUUGUGGUCCAGUGGUCAGCACGUUGCGUUACGACGUCAACGAUCCGUGUUCGAUCCUCACCUGAAUAGUUUUUUUUUUUUGUCAUUUUUAUCGUUAAGACAUAUAAAACUGUAAGGUUGUUGAACGUUUGAAGUUCUAAAGGAGCUGUUUUCUUGAAAAAGAUGUGAUAGUGUCAUUAGAAAAUAAAUUGGAAAUUACCUUAUUUUAAUAUAGUCAGUCGUGAACUGAGGUGGGCCGGUCUGCUUGAAACUCCAGGGCUGAAAAGGGAGUCCCACUCCGACCCUGCUGUAGGCUCUAGAAUAGUCAUUUGAAACGUGUUAUGCCUGGAUUUCAUAAACAGCCUUGCAUUUACUAACAAAGAGUAUAGAGUAAUUUGCGUUUUCCUCUUGUAGAAGAAUGUUUAGUGGCUCAAUGUAUUAC